Humulus lupulus (European hop) is the source of this 883-nucleotide messenger RNA. Its product is annotated as large ribosomal subunit protein cL37 alpha. NCBI's taxonomy places the organism in Eukaryota, Viridiplantae, Streptophyta, Magnoliopsida, Rosales, Cannabaceae. The transcript is spliced from 2 exons. Bases 5 to 538 code for a protein of 177 amino acids. The record is from RefSeq and is a predicted model, not a curated record.
AUCAAUGGGCUUAUCCAAAAAACUAAACCAACAAAACCAAACAAAUUCCAUUCGGCUAAGUGAAAAAAGAAGAAAGAGAGCAACAAUGGCUCUCGUCGUCUGCUCCACUUCUCUCAAUUCACCUCUCCUUUCUUCCUCAUUUUCGUCGUCAUCUUCGACUUCGGUAACCUCCAUUCCCAGUAUUUCCAGGCUUCAAAUUAAACCCAUUGAUGUGCACUCAAAAUGUAUGUACGGAGUUCAAGUUCAAAUGCCUAUAGCGAUCAACAGGGCAGCUUUUGCAGUGGUAAAAGUUUCUUCUGAAACUGAUGGAACUGGUCAAACUGAAAGUAGUGAGGCUCCGUCAGAAACCAAAGAGGUAGAAGUUUCAGUUGACAAACUUCCAUUGGAGUCAAAGCUUAAGGAGAGAAUGGAGCAGAAGCUGAGGAUGAAAUUGGCUAAGAAAAUCAGGCUUCGGAGAAAACGUCUUGUUCGGAAGCGAAAACUGAGGAAGAAGGGGAGAUGGCCUCCUUCAAAGAUGAAGAAGCUUAAGAAUGUUUGACCUUUUCCUCAAGACUUGAUCUUCUUGCAGGUUGAGUUCUGAUCCUUUUAUUCUGAGGUUGUUUUUUCUAUUCCAAACAUGUGUUAUAUCGACUGAGUUUCAAUUUGUUUUUGAAUCAUAAUGGAUUUAGUUUGUCCAUUGAUAAACAAUUCAAAUUUGGUGUGUUUUAUUCAGUUUUACAGAAACAAGUCCUGAGACUGAAUGCAAAUUAUCAGCUGUUAAAUAUUAUCAACUGAAACUGAGAACUGAGAAUUGAAAGAAUUGUAAUAGCUUUUUUAAAUUGUUUAAGUGAAUUGAAGCCAUGUAGCCAUUAUGUUUUUCAAAAGGAGAAUUCAAAUUUGUUUA